AUGAAUCCAGGCACAUACUUGCCACUUCAUCUUAUCAAUGAUACUUUUGGAAAUGCCCGAGUCCCCAUUCCCUGCACCAACAUUACCUUUGAACCUUCAACACUACCAUCAUCAUCCAAAUAUGACGUGGUCAUGGACUUCAGCGCAUCACCCAAUAUUUUAUUUGUUGAUGGAAUGGCAACUUAUCCAAACUGCAUCACCAAUGUCAAGAUCAACAAUAUCAAGUUGAUCGAUGUGUCCGUCCGAUCGAAUGGAUAUGGCCUGUCUGUGGAACUCAACAAUGUCUCGUUCACCAGUGUGACUCCAUCGGUCUAUUACACUCCAAUCAUGAUGACCACGUAUGAAAAUCUACCGUCAUCCAAUAUUUCAAGGCCAUCACUUAUCAUGAAUGGUGGAGAGAUCUCCAAUCAUAACUUAUCCGCAACAAUCCUGGGAGGAAUUGUUUGGACUCUCUUUUAUGAUGUCACUAUCAACAAUGUUAAGUUCACCAACAACAUUGUCAACACAAUAAUCUUGACCAACACUGCCCACACAUUGAUCACAGGCUCAACCUUCACCAACAACACCUUUGACGAAGAAAUGAUCAGUGUGAAGGGAUCUGACUCCAACAACCAAACAAUCAUCACCAAUUGCACAUUCAACCAGAACGUCGCCAGAGUUGAUCCCAGGUACAGCUACCACAACACCGCCAUUGUGAGCAACUUUUUGUCUCAGCUUCACCUGACCGAUUCAAUCUUUGACGGCAACAUCAACGCGUCAUUUGUUGUGAGUAGCCGUGGACCCGCGUACAUUGAGCGCAUGACAGUUACAAACAAUACCGUACGCAAUGACGGUAGACUUGUGGCUCUCUACAACAGCAAGAAUGCAACAAUGAUCAACAGUACAUUGUCUGGCAACACUUUGGUUGACUCGUUUGUCGUUGAACUGUCAUCCAGCAAGGUCACACUCACCAAUGUUGUCUUUGACAAGAACCGUGUGACCAGUUCGAACAGCACAUUGCCCACGCCAGACAGCAGUCUCAUCCAGUGCAGUGGAGGAAGCAUAACAUUCAACAAUGUUGUCAAUAAUGCUGGAGUCAACUUGAUGAACUGCAAAAUCGAGAGUAGAUGUUCGGUAUACGGUGAUCACUCUGACAUUUGCAAGUCAAAGGAUCUCAGCACUGGUGCCAUCGUUGGUAUUGUCAUUGGAGUCGUCGCCGGAGUUGCUAUAAUUGUUGCAGUGUUGGCUGUAGUCAUCGUCAGAAGAAGAAGAACCAGAAACAAC
Messenger RNA from Acytostelium subglobosum LB1, 1263 nucleotides. RefSeq lists its product as hypothetical. The annotation marks the transcript as partial. The record is from RefSeq and is a predicted model, not a curated record. The transcript has a single exon. NCBI's taxonomy places the organism in Eukaryota, Evosea, Eumycetozoa, Acytosteliales, Acytosteliaceae.